Messenger RNA from Phycomyces blakesleeanus NRRL 1555(-), 699 nucleotides. RefSeq lists its product as hypothetical. The record is from RefSeq and is a predicted model, not a curated record. NCBI's taxonomy places the organism in Eukaryota, Fungi, Mucoromycota, Mucoromycetes, Mucorales, Phycomycetaceae. The transcript is spliced from 6 exons. Bases 26 to 481 code for a protein of 151 amino acids.
GCCUUGUCUUACCUGGAAAGAAAGAAUGAAUCUACUUUGUCAGUCCAGUGGUCGCUUGCUGGCCAAGCAUGCCAUUCCCCGUCGCUCCAUUCGUAACUACAGCACAGAAGUUACGGAAUCGGUAAAAAAAGAAACAAAAGGAGGAUUUAGUAGUGGAUUAACUGGAUUUCUGGUGGGUGUAUCUAUUACUGGUGCAAUUGGAUAUUAUUAUUUGCUGGAAGAGUACACGGCUGCUUCCAAUAGCUUGCUGAAAUCUGUAGAACAGCUGGAGACAACAACCAAAAAAGUAAGGGACUAUGCACACAAGAUCGAGUCUGUUGAGAAGGAUGUCAAUCGGUUAAAAGAGACAGUGGCUACAGUACAGCAGCUUUCUGAAUUGAAGUCUGAAAUACGCAGAGUAUAUGAUACUUUAAAUAUCGACCAUCUUGAACUGAAGACCCAUGUAUGGGGAUUAGAACAAGACUUGAAAAAAUCAAAAUAACCUGGCUACCUGCUAGAUUUUCUUUUUUAUUCAGAUAACAAAUAAACACCUUUAGUUAUGAUAGUAAAUGUGUCCAAAUCAAAGGUAAAUGGUGCUAUUAUUCUCAAAAGAGAAAAAUAAAUUUGCUGGCAUGGCAAUAUGUUAUUUCUUUGUUUUGAGAUGUACCAGGUUUGGUCAUUUGAUGUGCAUAAAAUUUACUAUUUUGCCACCAGGGUAUU